AUGGCUGUGGAAGGGGGAGAAUGUGCUCAGCAGAGCCAGAGCCUGAGCCUGAGUGGGGCUCGUAUGCUAUGGGACAAUGGAUCCAGGGAGCCAGGUGCAAUAGGCAGGGCUGGAGCUAUAGACCUGGAGCCAUGCCAGUGGAGGCCUCCCAUGUCCCAGUGCCGUGCUGAUCUGUCAUCUGUCAUACAUCUGGUGGCGUCGAAGGAGCCUGAUCACCCCCGGGGAAGAGCAGUUCCCGCGUCACCAUCGGACUUCCUGGACAAGCUCAUGGGACGAACCUCUGGCUACGACGCCAGAAUCAGGCCCAACUUUAAAGGUCCUCCGGUAAAUGUCUCGUGCAACAUAUUCAUCAACAGCUUUGGGUCAAUUGCGGAAACCACAAUGGAUUACAGAGUCAACAUCUUCCUCCGGCAGCAGUGGAACGAUCCUCGCCUGGCAUACUCAGAGUACCCCGACGACUCUCUGGAUCUGGACCCCUCCAUGUUGGACUCGAUCUGGAAACCGGACUUGUUCUUUGCCAACGAGAAAGGCGCACACUUCCACGAAGUGACCACAGACAACAAGCUCCUGAGAAUAUUCAAAAACGGCAACGUUCUGUACUCCAUCAGAUUGACACUUACUCUAUCAUGUCCGAUGGAUCUGAAAAAUUUCCCCAUGGAUGUGCAAACGUGCAUAAUGCAGCUGGAGAGUUUCGGGUACACGAUGAAUGACCUCAUCUUCGAGUGGCAGGAGAAGGGACCGGUGCAGGUGGCUGAGGGCCUCACGUUACCCCAGUUCAUCCUCAAGGAUGAGUCGGACCUGCGCUACUGCACCAAACACUACAACACAGGUAAAUUCACCUGCAUCGAGGUGCGCUUCCACCUGGAGCGCCAGAUGGGCUACUACCUGAUCCAGAUGUAUAUCCCCAGCCUGCUGAUCGUCAUCCUCUCCUGGGUCUCCUUCUGGAUCAACAUGGACGCCGCGCCGGCUCGCGUCGCUCUCGGCAUCACCACAGUGCUCACCAUGACAACGCAGAGCUCAGGCUCCAGAACAUCGCUACCCAAGGUGUCCUAUGUGAAGGCCAUUGACAUCUGGAUGGCGGUGUGCCUGCUCUUUGUCUUCUCCGCGCUGCUGGAAUACGCCGCGGUGAACUUCGUCUCCAGGCAACACAAGGAGCUGCUCAGGUUCCGCAAGAGGAGAAAGAAGACCAAGACAUUCACCCCAGAUCUCCAUGACGAGCCCUUUGGCUCAUUACAUCGUACCAACGGCAUGAGAAACUCUGAGCCCAUGUACGGAUCUAUGGGUCACAUCUACAGCCCAAACAACAGGGAGGAGGAUGUGCGGGAGAGCCGUCUGAGCUUCACCGCCACCGCGGGGGCCACGUGCAACACGGGCAACAAGGACGGCGCCGUCCCCAAGACGACCAACAACAGCGCCGCCGUGACGCCGAGUCAGGCGGCCGCCUCAGCUGCUGCGGCCGCGGCCAAGAGCCACGAGGAGAUGCGGAAGCUCUUCAUCGACCGCGCCAAGAAGAUCGACACCAUCUCCCGCGCCGGCUUCCCCCUCGCGUUCCUGUUUUUUAACAUUUUCUACUGGGUCCUAUACAAAAUCUUGCGCCACGAAGACGUGCACAAGCCAUAGGCGGUGCUGCCGAGGGACAGUGGAGUCUGGAAGGACACGGCGUCCCUCCCGGGACGUUUGACUCUGUCGUUGUCAUGUCAUGUCAUGUGUGAUGUCUCCUGCUGGAAGCUACGGACCGCUGCACACUGACAAGCGCUGGAAAAGGAAAGUCCUGCUGGAAAGAGAUGAAGGACCAGACAGACGGAAACACCAACGCACACACAAACAGGC
Engraulis encrasicolus (European anchovy) is the source of this 1830-nucleotide messenger RNA. RefSeq names its product glycine receptor, alpha 3 (gene glra3). The record is from RefSeq and is a predicted model, not a curated record. Gene Ontology annotation, molecular function: excitatory extracellular ligand-gated monoatomic ion channel activity; chloride channel activity; glycine binding. The transcript is spliced from 10 exons. Gene Ontology annotation, biological process: chloride transmembrane transport; regulation of membrane potential; nervous system process. Gene Ontology annotation, cellular component: neuron projection; synapse; plasma membrane. Lineage: Eukaryota; Metazoa; Chordata; Actinopteri; Clupeiformes; Engraulidae. The coding region runs from base 1 to 1620 and encodes 539 amino acids.